AUGCACGUAGCAGUAGUCCUCAAGGCAGUCGCAGCCGCAACCACAGCCGCAACCUUGCUGCUGGCAGGGUCAAGUUCGGCCACCCGGCUGCCGCAGUCAUCCAACGACAAGUACGCCCGCCUGGCUAAGCGCGCAGCAUCUGGAGACCUCUCAUCCUCGUCCUUGGUCGAGCCAACUUGGAUGCAUCUCGAGAAACGCGCGUCUCUGCCUGAUGUCUCUGAGGCGCUCAACUUGCUCGAAUCCAUCGUUCCUGGCCUCAACAUCACCACUUUGAGAGGAGACCAGUCGCUCCACUAUUCGCUCGCGGGGAUCCCCGUUAACAACACGGCCGGUCUGAACCAAUCCGAGAUCGAGCGUGCGCGCACCUGUCCAUCGAUCGAAUUUAUCACCACCCGAGGUGCUAACGACUCGUUCACAGACGGUUACUGGCUCAAGGAGAUGGCCCGCCAAGUUCUGUCUCGUCUGCCCAACGCCAGGAGGACUGAGUCCAACUACGACUCGAACAUUGGGAACGACUUUACCUCGCAGAUCAACGCGGCCACCUCCGGCAGCUGGUGGGUCGCUAACUACACGACGCUGCUUGCCCAGAGCUGCCCGAACACCACCAUCAUCAUGAUGGCCUACUCGCUCGGUGCUGCGGUCAACAUCGUCGCCAGCACGCGUCCGCGCUUCCCCACCAGCCGUGUCACCGCAGCCGUAUACUGGGGCUCUCCUCUUCGCAGCCCUGGCCGUCCGCAGAACAGAGGCGACGCCAUCUCGGCCCUCGGACAGGACGGCCUUUUGGGUUACCGCACGCCUCGAGGCAUGGAGCCCAGGGUGCGAGACUACUGCGUCCAGAAGGACAUCAUUUGCACUAACUGGGGCAGUUUGACAGCCCAUUUGUCCUAUGCAAACUCGACGAUCCAGGACGAAACCGUCGACUUCCUCGUUCAGUCCGCUCUGGCAGCUUGA
Messenger RNA from Sporisorium graminicola, 951 nucleotides. RefSeq lists its product as uncharacterized. Bases 1 to 951 code for a protein of 316 amino acids. Lineage: Eukaryota; Fungi; Basidiomycota; Ustilaginomycetes; Ustilaginales; Ustilaginaceae. The transcript has a single exon. Gene Ontology annotation, molecular function: hydrolase activity. The record is from RefSeq and is a predicted model, not a curated record.